Messenger RNA from Polypterus senegalus (gray bichir), 3582 nucleotides. It is a transcript of the gene pdzk1, whose product is annotated as PDZ domain containing 1. Lineage: Eukaryota; Metazoa; Chordata; Cladistia; Polypteriformes; Polypteridae. Gene Ontology annotation, biological process: protein localization to plasma membrane. Gene Ontology annotation, cellular component: apical plasma membrane. The record is from RefSeq and is a predicted model, not a curated record. Gene Ontology annotation, molecular function: protein binding; protein-membrane adaptor activity. The transcript is spliced from 9 exons. Bases 47 to 1666 code for a protein of 539 amino acids.
GGAAGCUAAAGAAAACUCUGUUUUGGACUGAGCUCUCCGUGGAAAGAUGGAUUCUUCCUGUAAGCCUCGUACCAUCAAUUUGAACAAAGGUGAUGGCCAGAGCUAUGGCUUCUUCCUGAGGAUUGAAGAAGGAGUUCAAGGACACCUGAUCCGUAAUGUGGAGCCUGGAACAAUUGCGGAUAAAGCUGGCCUUAAGGAUGGGGAUCGUGUUGUGAAGGUUAAUGGAACUUGUGUGGACAGCAAAGAUCAUUCAAAGGUGGUAGAGCUCAUUCAAGAAAGUGGACCGUCUGUCACACUGCAAGUCUUGGAUGAGAAAGCCUAUCUAAAGAUUAAAGAUCAAGACAAUGAAUCACAGACGCCACCACCAAAACCUGCUCAAAUCAUGAAUGGAAUGGCAGGAACAACUCCAAAACCAAAGCUGUGUUAUAUGGUGAAAGACAAAAGUGGAUACGGAUUCUCCCUCAAAACAGUAAAAAAUGAUAGUGGAAUCUUCAUGACUGAUGUUAAAGCAUCUGGAGUGGCAGAAAAGGCAGGAGUCAAAAACGACGAUAGAUUAAUUGAAAUCAACAAUGAAAACGUGGAAAAGUGUACCCACGAACAAGCCGUUGCAAAAGUUAAACAGGCUGGAAACAGUGUUGUCUUUUUACUUGUGGAUGAGGAAACUUAUAAUUAUUACAAGAAUGCUGGCAUGAAGAUAACUAAUGAGAUGGCAAACCUGAAGCUGCUCCCACAUAAACCCCGCACUAUAGAGCUGGCUAAAGGAGAAGAUGGCUAUGGCUACUAUCUGAGAGAGGAAAAGGCCCGGCCAGGUCACUUCAUUAAUGAAAUUGAUAAUGGAGGUCCAGCAGACAGAGCCGGACUGAAAAACAUGGAUCGGAUUGUGUGCGUUAAUGGUGAUCCAGUAGAUUCUAUGAGCCAUGAGCAGGUGGUGGAAAGAAUCAGAGAGUGUGGCAACAAGACUUUUCUGAUGGUUGUCGAUGAAAUCACAGACAAAAUUUAUAAGAUGGCAGGAGUAUCACCCAUGCUCUGCUGGGAAGAACAGAAUCAUUCCAACAACAAGCCUCUGUGUACAACUCCAACAACUCCAACUACUGCACCAGAGGACAAAGUCAAACACAAACCAAAACUCUGCAAGCUGGAGAAAACCACAAGUGGCUUUGGUUUCCACUUGAAUGCAAUAAGAGGAACACCUGGCCACUUCCUAAAAGAGGUGGUGAAGGGCAGUCCUGCAGAACAAUCUGGUUUGGUAGAUGAUGACAUUUUGGUUGAAGUUAAUGGUGUGAAUGUGGAAAAGAAAUCCCACGAAGAGGUGGUAGAAAUGAUCCGAUCAGCUGGAAGCAAAAUCGAAAUGCUACUGGCUGAGAAAACAGUCUAUAACUACUUCACCGAGAAAAACAUUCCCAUCACCACAGCUCUAAUAGAAUCGCCUAACACAGAGACUUGCUCCAAUUCUGCUGCUUGGAAAGAGGUGCACACCGAGGUCAUUACAGAGAUAAAAGCUGAAAAAGCAGCAUCAGCACCAGCAGUAGCAGAAAAAAAGGAAGCUGAACCAGGCCCUGAUCCUGCACCCACCAACAACAGUCCUGCAGAGACAAGGAAAAGGGCUGAUUCAUCAUCAUCAUCGUCGUCGUCAUCAGCAUCAGAAGCAGAAGAUGAGAGAUUAUGAAGAAAUGUAAUUUCAUUCAUGACUUUGCAUCACCAAAGAUGUCAACUCUGAAGUUUCAGUAAAAGCAUACUACUUUCAUUUGCAUAUUUUCAAGUAACUCACUUGGCAGAUUAUACAGGCUUGAUUUCAUUAGCAAAUCUAAACACACUAUCAUCAGUAACAUGACAGGAUACGGUUGCUAUUAGUGGAAAAAUCAGUCAAGCUGGUGGGAUCCACUGUGUUUUAUCACCAAGCUUUUCAUUAUUAAGUGAAUUAGGUGAGCAAAUUAACUAAUUAUGGAUAAUGAAUUUCUUGACAAAGUCUUAAAAUGAGAGAUAAUGUCAAAAAAAAUCAGCCGCAAGCAAUUGCAAACCUAAAUUUCACAAUAUACUUUCUUUUUGCACACCUACAUUAUUUCAAAGAUCUUCUUUCAUUGAUCUAAACAAAGUUCUUGUAAAUUUUCAUUUUUUGUGCCCUAUUUUACUUACCACCAUGGUAAAGGGUUGUAUAGUUUUUUUUUUUUUUCUCUGAAAGUUUAUGCUCUAAGUAGUCUGUAAAACAAACCAGAAGAAAAAUAGAACCAUGCAACAUAUAUGCACUCCAUCCCAUUCUUGGGAAAGAAUAUUCUUUUCAGAUUCAUCAGAACAAACAUGGAGGAAUAUCCCUUUCCCAGCUAUUUUAAUAUUGGUCAAUACAUUCUUAAUUUAGUUUGACAAUGCAAACUAAUCAUUGAAUUUCACUGUGGGCUGGAUUAUGUGUUGGUCAAACUAGUAUGCAGGCCAAUGAAAUGUGAUUGCAAAAAAAUAAAUAACUGAAUCUUUUCAAAAAGAAAGUAAUACUACAGCAAGAUAUUUUCUUAAUUUCACAUUUUUAGUUUUUUAGAUCUCUUUCAGUGCAUGAUAUAUCUAAAUAGGCUGUGCACAAUCAUUUCAAUAACACCACUCAUUAUUAAAACCAGGGGGAAAAAGAUAAUAGAGACCAGAACAGGAUCCAAAAAUUAAAUGCACCAAGAUUCUGCAAUUUUGGUUUUGUUAAAGUUCACCUUUGUAACAAUGGGUUAUAAUUGAUAGGGCAAUAAGAAUAAAGGACACAUUCACACAAUAUUAAGAGAAUAUGAUGUUAGCAAGCAUCACUUUACUGAACUACAAAAUGUGAAUGUGCACAGAAUGCAACAAAAUAUUUCCUUGUCACACAGAAAAUGGAAGGCUAUAUAUUGGAGCACUGAUUCCUCCAUGCUAUAUUCUUGAAUGCCACACUAAAAUAAAACAGAGUGAAAUAUGUGUAUGCUAUAUUAUAUCUUAGAAGUUCUGAUGUUAGUACCUUUCUCAGAUGAUAUUUGAACAUCCUUAAUAAAUUAUAGUAAUGAAUAGCAAAAUCUUUAUAUGAGAGACGUUCAAAAAGUUUCCACACUUUCAUAUUUUCGUUUGAAAUGGUGAAGGUGAGUAGUAACUGGGCAUUAAAAAGGUGGUAUGACACUGGGAAAAUUGUAUCGCAAACGCAGGUGACUAUGUAGAAAAGUGCUUGUAAUUUGUUUUUGAAAUUCUUAAUAAAUAGUUUAAAAAAGUGCAGAAACUUUCUGAACGUCCCUCGUACAAUACAUCUGCAAAAGCUUACCACUUGCUGACAAUAAAGAGUCAGAAAGUAUAUUACGUGAGAUUCAGGAGAUGGGAAGCAGGAUCUCCUGCAUAUAUUUAACAUGAAUUCAUAUUUAUUUUUAAAUAAGACUGAUUAAAAGACUUUCUGGAGGAACCAUAUCAGUUUAAGUAAAAUAUUUAGUACUGACACUUUAGGGCAGAAACUUUGUUUUCUUGCUGAAGGCCAGCUGUAAGAAUUGUACUUGGUUUUUGUAAUUCUGUAAUAAAUUCCUUAGAGAGGUAUGUAAGAAUUGUAGACAUCUAUGAUGAAUCACAUUUCAUAAACAGUUGAUUUGUCAUUUU